This is a messenger RNA of Glycine soja, 2583 nucleotides long. RefSeq lists its product as uncharacterized. The transcript has 2 exons. NCBI's taxonomy places the organism in Eukaryota, Viridiplantae, Streptophyta, Magnoliopsida, Fabales, Fabaceae. The record is from RefSeq and is a predicted model, not a curated record. The coding region runs from base 728 to 2296 and encodes 522 amino acids.
ACCAGAUAAUGUGUGGUGUUGCUUAAGGUGUUUUGGUUUUUGGCUUGCCAUAUCUGGUACUCCCCGCAGGCCAAGAGAUCCUCAAAUCUUGGCCGUCCAAUCAACCACCGAACUGUGCUCAACCGAGUACACGUGCUUCCUAUCAUUCCUUGCCCCCUUUGCUUUUUUUUUUUUUCUUUUCUUAAAAAACCGCCCUUUUAAUUACUCUAUUUUAUUUUUCUUCCAUGCAUGGAAUUCUCCUCCAACUACAACACCACCAACAAGAGAGAACCAAGGAGAUAAAUAUAGAGAGAGAGAAAAAGAGAGAGUAAUGGUUAGUUCUAACUCUUCUUCUUCGGGGGCAUAUUCAGUAGUCUAGCAACAACAAAAAACAACAACAACCCAUCUCUCAAAAUUCGAUUUUUUCCAUCGCAAACCCGUUAAUUUUGUUUGCUUGGGAAGCAGAAGUUAAAGGGUCUCUUACAUCUCUUCUCUUCUCUCUUGUUAUGCCUUUUUCUUUUGUGGGUCUGAUCCUUUCUUUGUACUUAUGGAACUGUCACAUCUGAACCCUUUGAUUCUCUUUCUGAUCACCACCUGGGUUAAAAAGCAAGAAGCUUCGUGAUCUGUUUUUCUGAACUUGAUCUGAAUUUGUCUCUUAGUCUCUUACCUCACCUCACCUCACCUUUCUCUCUCUCUCUCUCUCUCUACCUUCAACCGUUUGUUUGUGUGUUCAUCACAUGAUCAUGGAAUGUGCAUACACACAACACAGUCCUUGCGGAUUUUGAGAUUUCAUUGUUCUCGUUAUUCGUUACUCAUGAUGAUGUCGUAUCAAUCAAUGGAGGAGACGAGGAAGUUUGUGUGCAAGUAUUGCAGCAAGAGGUUCCCUUGUGGGAAGUCUCUGGGUGGCCACAUCAGGACUCACAUGAUGAGUGAGUAUCAUCAUCAUUCAGCUUUAGCCAAUGAAGAGAGGAACAACAACAACAACAAUGCUGCUAAUGCUAAUGCUAUGUUCAAGUUUGAUGGUGGGAGAAAGAGGAAGAGGGAUUUGGGGUCUGAAGAAAAUGGGAACAACAAUUAUGGUCUCAGGGAGAACCCCAAGAAGACCACGAGGUUUGUGCACUCCAAUGCCACUUUGCAACUUGACAAGUUCUGCAAAGAAUGUGGGAAGGGUUUUCCAUCAUUGAAGGCUCUUUGUGGCCACAUGGCUUGUCACUCUGAGAAGGACAAGCGAAGGUUUGCUACUGAGAAGCAGAAAUUGGUUAUGGAUAGUCAAUCUGACACCGAAACUUCUUCUGCUCCAAGGAGGUCCAAGGGAAUGAAGUUCAAGACCCUUAGCAACAACAACCAACCUCAAUCUUCUUCUGUGUCAGAGGUUGAGCAGGAGCAAGAAGAGGUGGCUAGGUGCUUGAUGAUGUUGUCUAAAGAUUCUAGCUACAAGGGUCGCUUUGCUUUGCUCACAGAGUCUUCUGACAACAACUCGAUUGUCAUUACGAAGUCACCUUCUCUUGAAACCAAGGUUACUACUAUGAUCAAUGGUUACGGUAAGAAUUCUAUGUCUAGUGCUUAUGUGGAGAGGAAGCUGGAGCUGGAACAGAACAAGGACUUGAAGUUUAAGUCUGCUGAAGUCGGCUAUGAUUCUGACAAUUCAGAUUCUGGGUAUUUCAGAUAUGGUCCUAAGUCGGAUGUUUCAAAUGAUGAUGGGUUUUUCAGGAAUGAGGUUAAGUCUUCGAAAGUUGGGUACUUGAAUGGUUUUGAUCAGGAGUAUGAUGUUGAAUCGAGGAAGGUGCUGAGCAGGGGAAGAAGCAGGAGCAGUGAAUUUAACGAAUUUGUUUUGGAGGAUUGGGAGAAUUAUGAUAGAGAGGAUGGUGUGGCUGCAAGAACAUUUGAUUCAAAGAAAUUUAAGAAGUCCAACUAUGAUGAUUCUCUUGGUCAAAAUUUAGGUGGGGUUUCUACUAGGAAGUAUGAGUGCUUGACUAAUGAAAUGUACAAUGGUUGUUCUGAUGAUUCUGCUUAUGAGAGUGAUGAGAACAGCACUGACACUGAUUCUUAUCCUGCUCCAAAGGCUCACAGCAACAGGAACAACCUCAGUGUCCAGAAGGGGAAGAAGAAGAAGAAAUUGAAGUCAAAGAAAAGCAAGGCACAUGAGUGUCCAAUUUGCAACAAGAUUUUCAGGUCAGGCCAAGCCUUGGGGGGUCACAAAAGGUCCCAUUUUGUUGGAGGUUCUGAGGAAAACACACUUGUGAUAAGGCCAAGUGCUCCUCCUGCUGCUGUUCCUUGCCUCAUUGAUCUCAAUCUACCAGCACCGGUUGAUGAAUAGGGAGAAAGAAAUGUUGGUGCCAAAAUCCUGGUUUUUUUUUUUUUUGCAUCAUUUUGAAGCAUCUUCUGUUGAGGUAGCUGAAUGUCUCUGGAGUUCUGAAAAUGUCUUGUCUUUAUCCCCAUAUGAUGAAAGCAAUGACAAUGUACAGACAAGUGGGUAAUUGGUUUUUGUUCCUAAGGCCUUAGAUCCAUUAUUUGGUAGGGGUAGUCUUUCUUUUUCAUGUUUAUGGGAUAUAAGAACUUACUAGUUUCUCCAUUGAAUUUUUUCUUUACUUCCUUUAUCAAGUA